Syngnathus acus (greater pipefish) is the source of this 3075-nucleotide messenger RNA. It is a transcript of the gene prmt9, whose product is annotated as protein arginine methyltransferase 9. Gene Ontology annotation, biological process: peptidyl-arginine methylation. Bases 292 to 2811 code for a protein of 839 amino acids. Gene Ontology annotation, molecular function: protein binding; protein-arginine omega-N monomethyltransferase activity. NCBI's taxonomy places the organism in Eukaryota, Metazoa, Chordata, Actinopteri, Syngnathiformes, Syngnathidae. The transcript has 14 exons. The record is from RefSeq and is a predicted model, not a curated record.
GUAGGACCCAAAGAGCUCAGUUUAGCUCCGAUUUACGUAGCCAGUUUAUUAUUAUUUCGGUAAAAUCUUACGUAGUGAUGCUUUCGUUCCGCUUGUUUUAAGCCGACUGCGAGAUGACCUCUUGGAGAAGAAGAAUCUUCCGGAGGUUUAUUAUUAAAGACAUUUUGACAUGAAGUGUAUCUGUAACGUCACCUAAAACGUCAUUUGAAUGGUUUAAUUUUUUUUCCAAACGACAACAAACAAGUACGUCGUUCCUGAGAUCAUCUUGCUGUGAUCUAACCUUUAACGGGGAUGCCUAAUGCCAGCGCAAGGCCAAAGCACGGUGGCAGGAGGACCCGAAGACGGCGCCGAGAGGACCCGGCAAGGAAUCAACUGGUGUCCAGCUCGCUGGAAAGCGCCCAGCAGUGCCUCUUCAGUCAAGACUAUGGGCCCGCAUUUGUGCACUACCUCUUGGUCCUCAACCUGGCACCAGAGUUCAAGGACUUUGCUAAGGAGUCCUUUCGCUUCACACUCUUUAAGUGGGCCGAGGAGCUGGACUCGGCAGGCCGCAUUCAGGACCUGUUCGGCUGCUACGAGCAAGCGCUGGAGCUCUUCCCUGCAGAUGAGGUCAUUCUAAACAGCAUGGGCGAGCACCUCUUCAGAAUGGGCUUCCGAGAUGAAGCGGCGGGCCAUUUCUUCAAAGCCCUGAAGCUGAAGCCGGACUUCUCAGAGGCCAGGGAAAACUUCUACCGUGUGGCCAACUGGCUGGUGGAGCGUUGGCACUUCCUGAUGCUCAACGACCACGGCCGCAACCGCAAGUACCAGCAGGCCAUCCAGAAGGCGGUGCGUGGCGGUUGCACCACCGUGCUGGACAUAGGUACCGGCACGGGGAUCCUCGGCAUGUGCGCUAAGAAGGCGGGGGCCGCCGAGGUUUACGCUUGCGAGCUUUCCAAGACCAUGUACGAGCUGGCUUGCGAGGUGGUGGCCGCCAAUGGGAUGGACGGAGGCAUCCGCAUCCUCCACAUGAAGUCCUUGGAAAUGGAAGUGCCAAAGGACAUCCCGCAUAGGGUUUCGCUGGUGGUGACGGAGACGGUAGACGCCGGCUUGUUUGGAGAAGGCAUCAUCGAGAGCCUCAUCCAUGCCUGGCGCCACCUGCUGCUGCCUCCGCAGAGGGGUGAGGCUGCAUCCCGAGACCCUUCUGCGACUGGGCGGGUCAUCCCCGCCAGUGCUACUGUAUUCGCCAUGGCUGUGGAGUGCCUGGAGAUCCGGCGACAUAAUAAGCUUUGCGUGUCCGACGUCGGCGGUCUUUCAUUGGCGGCAGCUGAGCACCUGCGCAGUCCGGUGAGCUGCAGCACCGAACCGGACGACUCCAUGGAACCGUACACCACCGAACGACUCAGCAGGCUGCCCGGAGGCUACUCGGCCCUCACCGAGCCGCUCACCGUGCUCCACAUCGACUUCAACCACGUGCAGGAGCUGGAGGGGCUGAGCUCCAGGCCGGUGCAGCGGGUGCACCUGCCGGUGGUACGGGACGGCGAGUUGGAUGCGCUGGCUGUGUGGUUCCAGUUGCACCUGGAUGAAGAAAACAGCUUGUCAACGGGACCCCACGAGGACACCUGCUGGGAGCAGGCCAUCUACCCCGAACACACGAGCAAGGGUUUUGUCCUAAAAAGCGGCGAUGAACUGAUCGUAGAAGUGUCCUGCCUGGACGCCUACCUGAGGCUUUGCAGCGUGGCUGUCCUACGAGGCGGUCAGGAAAUAUCUCUGAGCAUGUUUCCGGACCCUCGCGACGCCGGCGACUUUGCCCCCAAUGCGGAAGCGGAACUGUGCAGUGCCCUGGCGUCACUCCAAACACGGCAAAACCAAGACGUCUGCAUGCUGGAGUGCUCGGAAAUGGCGCUCUUGAACAAUUCCGACUACCAUCGGAGCUUUGCCGCCGCCUUGUCUAAGCUCAUCAGCCGCUUGAAGGCCCAAUCUCAAAACCUGGAGGCCUCCGCUGAUGUCUUGAAGGAACCCUGCCCCGCGGACCCUCUGUACGUUUUGGACGUGUCGGAAGGCUUCUCCAUGCUGUCCCUCAUCGCUGCCAGCCACGGCGGAGUGAAGGCCUACAGCUCGGUGGAGAAGCGCAAGCAGCAGGACGUGCUGGAACGCCUGGCGCGCGCCAAUCACGUUCCCGAGGGGAGUUUAGAGUUCUGGCUUAACCACGGCGAGGACGAGCAGGGGGCGCUGCAGAGACCCUCGCGUGAGAAACUUUGGAGCGCCAUCUUCUUGGAUUGCGUGGAGACGUGUGGGCUCGUCAGGCAGAAGCUGAUGGAGAAGGCGUCUCUGGCCAGAUGUCUGCUGGAGCACGGCGGUCGCGUCUUCCCGCACAAAAUGGUGGUGCUUGGUGUGUUGGUGGAAUCAGACACGCUGCUGCUGGAGAGCGCCGUCCAGGGCCGCGAAGCCACGCUCGGCUUCAACAUCGCGCCGUUCAUCAACCAAUUCACUGUGCCGGUCCACGUGUUCCUGGAUUUCUCCACGUUGGCGUGUCGACACCUCAGUGAACCGACAGAGCUCUUUGUUCUAGACCUCAUGGAUGCUAACGCUAACUAUGAGGUCAGAGAAAUCCAGGUCCAGGUAACGUCAUCGGGCAGAAUCACUGCAGUGCCCUUCUGGUACGACAUCCACCUGGACGAAGAUACUCGAGUCAGCACACUGGCUCCAAACUCUCACUGGAAGCAGGCCGCCGUGGUCUUGCAGCGCCCCCACUUGGUGGCAGCUGGGGAGAGAGUCCGGCUCACCGUCAGGCUCCGCAACAGCAGCAUCUCCAUAGAGGUGCGAAAAGACGAGUGAUGUUCCAACAGUGUGGCCAUGACCAGUGUUAUCUGGUAGGUUGACUGUUUUUAAAUAGUGCCGUUUGGCCUUUUAAUGUCACGUCCUUGUUUAAAACCAGCAACAAAAAUCUACAUUUUAAUAAUAAAUACAGAAGGGAAAAUAUCAACAUUACUGUCUUAUUAGAAACAAACCACAAUUAGUGCUUUAUUGUUGGUUUUAUUGAGAGAAAAAAAAGAAAGCUGUGGAAGGCAUUAGAAUUAAUGGCCACACUCAAAAAGGCAA